AUGCGGCUGAAAUGGACAGUCUUCGCAGAGAGUCACUGCGGUUUCCUGCUUCAACAGUGCUUGGACGGAACCUCGCGCUCGUCCCCCUCUCUGGCCGGCGGCUCAGAGCCAGCCCUUGCCACCACCUCACAGCGCCCUCCGACCACCAAAGGUCCCCGUCGCCGCUCCAGCGCUGUGCAGCCGCCACCGCCUUUCCUCAGCCACCUGCCAGGACGACCGCGUCCCCCUUGCAGAUUCCAGAACUACCACCAGGACUCAGAGGCUGCCAUCGAUCACCAGAUCAAUCUGGAGCUGUAUGCCUCCUGCAUCUGCCUGUCCAUGUCAUACUGUUUUGACUGCGAUGAUGUGGUUUUGAAAAACUUUGCCAAAUACUUUCUUCACCAAUCUCGUGAAGAGAGGGAACAUGCUAAGAAACUGAUGAAGCUGCAGAACCAACAGGCUGGCCGAAUCUUCCUUCAGGAUAUUAAGAAAACAGACCAUGAUGACUGGGAGAAUGGGCUGAAUGCAAUGGAAUGUGCGCUACACUUGGCAAAAAAUGUGAAUCAGUCACUACUGGAGCUGCACAAACUGGCUACUGACAAAAAUGACCCCCAUUUGUGUGACUUCAUUGAGACUCAUUACCUGAGUGAGCAGGUGAAAUCCAUCAAAGAAUUGGGUGACCACGUAACCAACUUACGCAAGAUGGGGGCCCCCGAAUCUGGGAUGGCAGAGUAUCUCUUUGACAAGCACACCCUAGGAAACAGCCGAUAGCGAGAGCUAAGCCUUAGACUGGCUUCCCGUAGCCACAGGGGUGGCUUCCCUGGUCACCAAGACAGUGCAUGCAUGUUUGAGUUACCUUUAUCUUUUCUAUAAGUUGUACCAAAACAUCUGCAAGUUCUUUCCUUAGUAUCAUUCUUUCAAAUAAAGUAAUUUGGUACCAAAAAAAAAAAAAAUAGAAAUGGAACCAGGAUGUCUGCAAAACAAGGCAUUGAGACACUUGAUGUCCACUGCAGAUUGCAUUCCGUAGAGAGAUGGUUGGCUUCCAAGGGAGUAUUGAAUGA
Molecule: messenger RNA, 1040 nt
Organism: Hippopotamus amphibius kiboko
Lineage: Eukaryota; Metazoa; Chordata; Mammalia; Artiodactyla; Hippopotamidae
Product: ferritin heavy chain-like
Exons: 2
Coding region: 1-750 (249 amino acids)
Biological process (GO): iron ion transport; intracellular iron ion homeostasis
Cellular component (GO): cytoplasm
Molecular function (GO): ferrous iron binding; ferric iron binding
Source: RefSeq, a predicted model, not a curated record